AUGGAUGAUUUAAAAUUAUAUGAUUUCGAAAAACGCAAUAAAAAUAAAAAUAGUAAUUAUGCUCUAUAUUAUAGAUAGGAAUAUAUAUUCUGGAAGUAUUGUGAAACUUAUGAUUGCUACAAUCCUAUAUAUUGUUUAGGGUUGUCAAUAUACAGAUUAUGAAGAAAGUUUGCUAAGUAAAAAAAAUUAAAUAGAAAAAACAAUAAUUUAUUCGUAAGGUUCAACCCAAUCAUUUGCUUUUUGGAGUUUCUGUAUUCCAGCUUGGGAAGUUGAUGGCUAUCCACAAGUUGAGGAAAUGAUGUUUGAAGAUAAUAGAAAUUAAUAGCUUCUAUUUUUGAUAAAUUCAGGGCAAAACGACCAAUCUUUGAUAAUGUUUAUGUAUGUUGAUUUUAUUAGUGGUAAAAAUGAAGUAAUUCACAGUCUUCAUAUAAAUACUUAAUUAUAAGAAAAAGUUUAUGAAUACAAAUUUGAUUCUAAGAUUUAUGAAGGGAAGUGGUAUUUAAGCAUGAUAACUAUUGGAUCCCAAUUUAUAAAAUUCUAAACUUCAGAAUCAAACAAUUAUUAUGACAUUUAAGAUGAAAUACCUAUAUUCAAUACAUUUCAAAUCAUAAUUGGUGGUACAGGAAUUGUAAAUUAAUUAUAAAUAAAUUUAGGUCAGUCACAAAUACUAUCUGGGGAUAUUUAGAGGAAGAUNCAACGAUAUUGCAAUUAAAAAAUACACAAAUUAUUAAGUAAAAAUAUAAACAUUGUAACAUUUAAGUUGCUAAUCACAAUAUAUAAACAAUGAAAAGCUAUUGGGUGAAUUAUUUUUAACCUUUAACAGUUUUAGUUUCAAUAAAAAUCUUGAAAACCUAGAAAUAUUUAUGAAUGUAUAUUAUACAUAUUAUAGAAUUUAAAUAAAGUAUAUAGUUCAAUAGAACAAUUCCUCAUAUAAAGGCUAACAAAAUCCUUAUAUUUUUGGAAAUUUUUGAAGUAUACAAACUAUAGAGCUGAAUACUAUAAGAAUGAUAUGAAAGAAAUGCAGUGA
Paramecium pentaurelia is the source of this 1027-nucleotide messenger RNA. Lineage: Eukaryota; Ciliophora; Oligohymenophorea; Peniculida; Parameciidae. The record is from the annotation of a GenBank genome assembly.